Betta splendens (Siamese fighting fish) is the source of this 3260-nucleotide messenger RNA. Its product is annotated as SLAIN motif-containing protein 1-like. Gene Ontology annotation, cellular component: microtubule plus-end. The record is from RefSeq and is a predicted model, not a curated record. The transcript has 9 exons. Gene Ontology annotation, biological process: positive regulation of microtubule polymerization; microtubule nucleation; cytoplasmic microtubule organization. NCBI's taxonomy places the organism in Eukaryota, Metazoa, Chordata, Actinopteri, Anabantiformes, Osphronemidae. Bases 143 to 2308 code for a protein of 721 amino acids.
UCGCCCAGACAGUCGUACUAGACAGAUUUACUACCGUCAGCGACCAAAGACCAGUGUGGCGCCGGGAGUGCCGCAGCAGCUUGGCACUGCCUGUCCGCAAGGUAGCGGCUGAUUUAUCCAGUCUUAUUUGUGUCCUUGUCCAAUGGAGGCAUCGGUAAUGAACCUCGCGAUGAUGACGGAGCUGGACUGCAACAGCAACACCCUGAACGCCGAGCUGGAGGUGAAGAAGCUCCAGGAGCUGGUCCGGCAGUUGGAACGGCAGAACGAACAGCUGCGGACACGGGCGAGCUGCUGCUUCUCCGGCGACCCGCAUGCGCUGCCUCCGUCCCCGCCAUGCGACCGCGGAGGCGCCGGGGGCUAUUGUUUUCCCACCGCGCUGCCCGGUCAGCAGUCUUUGGGGGCAUUCGCGCCUUUGGAGUAUUUCCAUCCCCAAGUCGGUGAUGGAGCUGGUUCUGCUGCUGCGGAGGUGGAGGAUGGAGCCGAGGCGUCGGUUCUGGACGACCUGGAGCUUCUGGAUUUGGAUUCCUUGUGCUCCAUGGACAAGUCUGACGAAACAUGGUUGUAUUCACCAUCCAAAUCAACAGAUCCCACUGAUGACUCCGUCACACCUCUGCAGUGGUGUCGGCAGGUUCUGGACUCACCCAAGUCUGAAGUGGAGGCCGCCAGGCAAUCGCUUUCCCUCCGACUGGAACAAGUCUCCAGGUGGCGCAGCACCCUGUCCAGCACAUCCCCUUCCUCUUCCCCUGGUCCCUCUCUGAAUCGAGUCACCGGGCUGUCCCCCAUCAGCACUCCCCCCUGUACCAAACCCUGCUCCAAACCCUGCUCCACUCCCCGGUUAUCUGAAACACAUGCUCCAUCCCUCUCCUCUCCUCUCCACCCAAUCCUCCAUCGGACUCUCAGUCCUGUAGGGAAGGAGCUCUGCCCUGUAGCUGAGAGGACUCCCACAUUCCUCCCUCAUCCAACCAAACGAAGCCACAGCCUCUGGCCCUUGGCCUUCAGUCCCCAGUCGUCCAUGGACAGCGACCUUGGUGCAUCAGAGGUGGAGGACGAUUCCAUUGCUUUGGGUUACAGACUACAAGAUCUCACAGAUGUCCAGGUUAUGGCCCGGCUGCAGGAGGAGAAUCUCAGAGCCCAUCGCUACUUCAGCUUUAUUAACCCCCGGAGGUUGUGUGUGUGUGUGUGUGUGUGUGUGUGUGUGUGUGUGUGUGUGUGUGUGUGUGUGUGUGUGUGUGUGUGUGUGUGUGUGUGUGUGUGUGUGUGUGUGUGUGUGUGUGUGUGUGUGUGUGUGUGUGUGUGUGUGUGUUAUUUGCUAUUUGCCUGCUGGCCUUCAUAUGUUGCUCCCCCAGGUCUAAGACAGGAUUACGCCAGCACAACGUCCAUCCUGGCCAACCGCCGCAGCCAGAGCUUCAACUUCCAGCUCAGCCAGCUCGGCCCCGGCCUGGAGGAGGAAGACGAGGAGGACGACGAAGACUACGGCCUCCUGCCCCCACCACAGCCACGGCUUACUCGCCUGCCACACUCGCACACCAUUUCCAGUGUCCGAGAUUGGCGAAGAAGCACCAGUUCCCUCUCCACCCCUCCUUCCACCCCCUCCACCCCUCCGUACCCUUCCGCUGGGUACGCCUUUCAACCUCCACCACAAGCGCAGCCUCAGGGAUUGGGACUGGAACUAGGACUAGACCUAGGCAGCCUCUGCGGAGCCGAACUGCAGGGCCUGAGACAAGGAUCAGAUAAGCUGAGGAGGAGCAUGCCUAACCUGGUCAGAGCUCCCAGCAUUCCUAGUGUGCCCAUGCCAACCAAUUUUAGUGCUUCCUCUUCUUUGCUUCGUAACAGCCAGAGUUUUGAUUCUUCUAGUGGCCUGGCUCGACUGCAGUCCUCUAUCCCUUCCCCAGGCCAGCUGCACAACAGGGUUCAGAGUGUGGGUAACUUUGCAUCGUUGUCACGUCAACCCCUGAAAGCCACCGCAUAUGUCAGUCCCACCAUCAAAGGCUGUGCCUCCAUGCUAGCGUCAACCAGCCUUCAGUCUCUGAGCAGUGGGAGUAGCACAGGGGUCAGCAGCAGCAUCCCUCUGCUCAGUAAGCCUUCUGGUGGACUAGGGCUGUCCACCUCCACUCCAGCCACCCCUCGCAGCAGCCUGCCCCGUCCAGCUUCUUGUACCGCAAGCUCGACCCCUCGCAGCAAGAUGGUCCAACCAGCACAAAGUUGUGACCAGUGUUUCUUGUGUGUCCUCAGUUUACUGACUCCUCCAAAGACUUUGUCCACCCUCAGUGCACUUCGUGACAGUACGUGGAAAGACGGUUGCUACUGAUGAAUGUAGGAAAUGGUGAGGUGGCACCCUGCUGGCUGGGGUAAUUCACGACACCUCUAUAUGAAGGCUUCUCUGGCAGUGAAUGGGUUUGACCUAAAAGUGACUGUUACAAUGAUAAAUUUGAGAUCCUGCAUUGAAUAGUUGAGUGUAAUAACUUGAAAAAUGGACAUGAGCUACUUUGUGUCAUUUUUAAUCAGUUCUAUGCAGAAUUUCUUCGGAUAAGGCGGGUUUAAUUUUCACAUUCAAAACCUAAGUCUGCUUUGUGCCAAAGUGGAGUCCCUCCCUAUUGCUCUUGUGCAAUAAACUGCUCGCUAUGUAGAGUACCAGUAAUGCCAACUUGGUAAAGAGGGCUGCCAAUUUUAUGACGUGAACCUCACACAGUAAUUAUUUAUUUAUUUUAUUUUAAAUUAAACUUUGACUAAACAAGUGUUUUGUUUUUAAUCCCUCUGGCAACAAGUGCCAAUGAUGCUGCUAAAAUAUAAUCACUUUUGGGCACAUUUGCUUGAUGUUUGUUUGUUUUGUUUGUUUGUUUGUUUUCUUUCCUUUCUUACUAGGAAAACUUAAAGUGUGUGUGCGUGUGUGUAAUAUUAUUGAAUUUGUAAAUCUUGACCAAAAUCAUGUUUACAAAAUUGUCUCACCACAGCGUCACAAAAUGUUCUUUUUCAUAUUAACACUUUAAAACUACCUAUGAAAUUGUUUUCUUGAUGCACUUUGUAAAAAUCUGAAAUUUUGUUUACCAAUAUUUACACUUGUACUGCAUAUGAUCUUCUGGGUUUGUGGCGAAAAACAAAUUAAUGUUCUUUAAAGAUUUCACAAUUAUUCACGGCAUAAUGUAGCAGCCUUUGUUUUUAAAUGAAUGUUACUAAGCCUCAUUUGACUGAAUUCUACCACUUUUUGUUACUGUGAUGGACUGAAUGAGGUCAACAUUUUAAAUAAAACAUGGUGAAUUAAA